Molecule: messenger RNA, 2231 nt
Organism: Arabidopsis lyrata subsp. lyrata
Lineage: Eukaryota; Viridiplantae; Streptophyta; Magnoliopsida; Brassicales; Brassicaceae
Product: potassium transporter 10
Exons: 7
Coding region: 1-2142 (713 amino acids)
Biological process (GO): potassium ion transmembrane transport
Cellular component (GO): membrane
Molecular function (GO): potassium ion transmembrane transporter activity
Source: RefSeq, a predicted model, not a curated record
AUGGUAAGAGAUCCUGAAAGCACGAUACUAUUGCAGGUCAUUAUGAAAGACAAGGAUCCUGACUUGGCAGCCUUCAUGUCUUCUUCUCCACUCCAGCAACCACCAGUCAUCAUACCACCCAGCACACAAACAGGCACCCUUCCAGACACCACAGCAGCAGCAGUCCAACCAAAAUUCUCGGCGUUUUUGCUUCUCCAGCUUUCGUUUCAGAGUCUUGGUGUUGUUUAUGGAGAUUUGGGAACUUCUCCUCUAUAUGUUUUCUAUAAUACAUUUCCUAGAGGGAUCAAAGACCCUGAAGAUAUCAUUGGAGCUUUAUCGCUAAUCAUAUAUUCCCUCACACUCAUCCCUCUCCUCAAAUAUGUUUUCGUUGUAUGCAAAGCAAACGAUAAUGGUCAAGGUGGAACAUUUGCUCUCUAUUCUUUGCUCUGUAGACAUGCAAAAGUUAGCACAAUUCCGAACCAACACCGUACUGAUGAAGAGCUUACUACUUAUAGUCGUACUACAUUUCAUGAGCAUUCUUUUGCUGCAAAAACCAAGAGAUGGUUGGAGAAAGGUAUCUCUAGGAAAAAUGCGCUACUUAUUCUCGUUCUUGUUGGUACGUGCAUGGUGAUUGGCGAUGGAAUCCUUACUCCUGCCAUAUCUGUUCUAUCCGCUGCGGGUGGGCUCAGGGUAAACCUUCCUCACAUAAACAACGGUAUUGUUGUUGUUGUUGCGGUUGUGAUAUUAGUGAGCUUGUUUAGUGUACAACAUUAUGGAACAGACAGAGUCGGGUGGCUUUUCGCACCCAUUGUAUUUCUCUGGUUUCUCUUUAUUGCAAGUAUCGGUAUGUUCAAUAUAUGGAAACAUGACCCAAGCGUUUUGAAAGCUUUUUCCCCGGUUUAUAUAUAUCGAUAUUUUAAAAGAGGAGGCCAAGAUCGCUGGACCUCGCUUGGAGGCAUUAUGCUUAGUAUCACAGGGAUUGAAGCUCUCUUUGCGGAUCUAUCUCAUUUUCCAGUCUCAGCUGUGCAAUUCGCUUUUACUGUAAUUGUCUUUCCUUGCCUCCUUUUGGCGUAUAGCGGACAAGCUGCAUACCUUAGAAAGUACCCGCACCAUGUGGAAGACGCGUUUUAUCAAUCCAUUCCAAGUUUGUCAUAUCUGUUAUCAAUUUUCAUUCUGAUCAUGAUACUUGUUUGGCGAUGCCGUUGGGUUCUAGUCCUCUUAUUUACUGUUCUAUCCCUUGUUGUGGAAUGCACUUACUUCUCGGCGGUGCUCUUCAAGGUAAACCAAGGUGGAUGGGUACCGCUGGUUAUCGCGGCGGCGUUUCUCGUCAUCAUGUACGUCUGGCACUAUGGAACCCUCAAGAGGUAUGAGUUUGAAAUGCAUAGUAAAGUCUCCAUGGCUUGGAUUCUCGGGCUCGGUCCUAGCCUUGGUCUUGUCCGUGUACCUGGGAUUGGCCUUGUUUACACCGAGCUAGCUAGCGGAGUCCCUCACAUUUUCUCUCAUUUCAUCACAAACCUGCCGGCAACUCACUCUGUCGUGAUCUUUGUCUGCGUCAAGAACCUUCCCGUCUACACCGUCCCCCAGGAAGAACGGUUCCUUGUAAAAAGGAUCGGACCCAAAAACUUCCACAUGUUCCGCUGCGUCGCGAGGUACGGAUACAGAGACUUGCACAAGAAAGACGACGACUUUGAGAAACGGCUCUUUGAAAGCCUCUUCCUUUUCCUCCGCCUCGAAUCAAUGAUGGAAGGCUGCUCGGAUUCCGAUGAUUACAGCGUCUGCGGAAGCCAACAACGACAGUCCAGAGAUGGGGUCACCGGGAAUGGGAACGAGAAUCGGAACUUGUCGACAUUUGAUACAUUUGAUUCUAUAGAGUCAGUUAUAGCUCCCACUGUAACAAAACGGACAAGCCACACAGUGACGGGGUCUAGCCAGAUGAGCGGAGGAGGGGACGAGGUGGAGUUCAUAAACGGGUGCAGAGACGCAGGAGUGGUGCACAUAAUGGGGAACACGGUAGUUCGAGCCAGGAGAGAAGCAAGAUUCUACAAGAGGAUAGCCAUUGAUUAUGUUUAUGCGUUUCUUAGGAAGAUUUGUAGAGAAAACAGUGCCAUUUUCAAUGUUCCUCAGGAGAGCCUUUUAAAUGUUGGCCAGAUUUUCUAUGUGUAAUCAUGUAAAAAAUGUUAGGCAUGAUUGAUUUGAUUAUAUCUUGUUUAAAGAAAAUAAUUAUGGUUAAUGACCAUAUGAUAUAAUACAAA